Messenger RNA from Dioscorea cayenensis subsp. rotundata (Guinea yam), 3063 nucleotides. Its product is annotated as CCR4-NOT transcription complex subunit 3. NCBI's taxonomy places the organism in Eukaryota, Viridiplantae, Streptophyta, Magnoliopsida, Dioscoreales, Dioscoreaceae. The record is from RefSeq and is a predicted model, not a curated record. Gene Ontology annotation, biological process: nuclear-transcribed mRNA poly(A) tail shortening; regulation of DNA-templated transcription. The transcript is spliced from 17 exons. Gene Ontology annotation, cellular component: CCR4-NOT core complex; nucleus; P-body. The coding region runs from base 105 to 2798 and encodes 897 amino acids.
CAGAGAGCAUUGUUUCCGUUUCUGUUCUUCAUUUUGAACACUCUCUAGUUUUCCCAAUUUAAAACCCUAGUUUCGAGAUCACCGAAUGUUUGAUCGCUUCCACCAUGGGAGCCAGCCGAAAACUCCAGGGAGAGAUUGAUCGGGUACUCAAGAAGGUCCAGGAGGGCGUUGAUGUCUUCGAUAGUAUCUGGAACAAGGUUUACGACACCGAGAACGCGAAUCAGAAGGAGAAAUUUGAGGCGGAUCUGAAGAAGGAGAUUAAGAAGCUCCAGAGAUAUCGAGACCAGAUAAAAACAUGGAUCCAGUCGAGCGAGAUAAAAGAUAAAAAAGUUAGUGCCUCUUAUGAGCAGGCUCUCAUGGAUGCUCGCAAGCUUAUUGAGAAAGAAAUGGAAAGAUUUAAAGUAUGUGAGAAGGAGACUAAAACAAAAGCCUUUUCAAAAGAAGGCUUAGGCCAACAACCCAAAACUGAUCCAAAAGAGAAGGCGAAAUCGGAGACAAGGGAUUGGUUGAAUAAUGUGGUUGGAGAUCUGGAAAGUCAGAUUGAUAACUUUGAAGCAGAGGUUGAAGGGUUAUCUGUGAAGAAAGGGAAGACAAGGCCACCUCGAUUGACUCACCUGGAGACAUCUAUUUCCCGUCAUAAGGCACAUGUAAUGAAGCUGGAGUUGAUUUUAAGACUACUAGAUAAUGAUGAAUUAAGUACUGACCAAGUUAAUGAUCUUAAAGAAUUUCUGGAAGAUUACGUUGAACGCAAUCAGGAGGAUUUUCAUGAGUUUGAUGACGUUGAUGAGUUCUAUAGCUCUUUGCCAUUGGACAAGGUGGAAGCACUUGAGGAUCUAGUGACACUCGGUCCAUCUAGUCUUGUUAAGGGAGUUGGUGCUGUUUCCACUUCUACGGCAGUAGGUUUGAAGAACUCUAUAGCAACAUCAUCAACUCAGUUACCUUCUUCUUUGUCAUCAGCUUCUCAGCAGAGCACUUCUUCACAGGACCAAGGUGAAGAAACAUCUUCUCAAGAUGGUACUGACAUUGCUCCCAGAACACCACCAACAAAAACUGGUGGUGCGGGAUCUUCCAUAUCAGCAGUUUCGCCAAUUUCUGUCUCUGGAAUUCCAGUGGGACCUAACUUGACUGCAACUGCUACUGUCUCUACACGCCCAUCAGUCAGUGGCCUAACAGCAGCAACAAUUCUUUCUGCUCCAGUAACUGUUCGUGCUGUCACAGAGAAUCCUGCCACCAAUGUUCCUUCAUCAGUUGCCAUUGCUAAUACAGGGAAGGAGGAGGAUACCAUAAAUUUUCCUGGUCGUAAGCCAUCUCCAGCCAUCCCUGAGGCAUUGCCGAGAGGCAUCAACAGAGCUGUCUCCAGCCAACCUUCGAUUAAUUCUGCUAUGAGUUUGGGUUCUGCUGGUGGUAUCUCAAGUGCUGGGACUGUUGGUUUAGUUCCACCUGCAGCAGAUGUUGCUAAGAGAAAUAUUUUAAGUGUUGAUGACAGAAUUGCAAGCGGUGGUCUUUCCCAGUCAAUGGGUUCUCCUCUAAAUAACAGAAUGAUGUUACCGCAGGUUCCCAAAACAAGUGAUGGAACUGCUUCAACUGAUUCUAAUAAUGUUAGUGAAGGUGCUGUUCUUGGUGGAAGGGUCUUUGGUGUUCAGUGGAGACCUCAAACUGGCAAUUCAUUUCCAAGCCAAAAUGAAAUGGGUCAGUUUCGUGGAAGACCUGAGAUUGCUCCUGAUCAGAGGGAGAAGUUUCUUCAGAAGCUCCAACAAGUACAACAGCAAGGUCAUAGUAACCUUCUUGGUGCACCAAUUCUUCCUGGUGCAAGUCACAAGCAAUUUACCGCACAACAACAAAAUUCACUCUUACAGCAGUUCAAUUCUCAAAGUCCUCUUUCACCUCAAAUGGGACUAGGACUAGGAGUUCAGUCAUCAGGUCUCUCUACCGUUGUAUCUUCUCCACAACAACAGCAAUCGCCCAUCCAUCAACAAUCAACCCAGCAUCCUUUGAUCUCAAGUGUAUCAAAAGACGCAGUUGAGGAGCAGCAGCAGCUACAAAGCUUUCCUGAUGACAUGACCACAGAAAGUGGUUCAAGUUCUGCAUUGAAUAAGAUUAUAAAUGAUGAUGAUUUGAAAACACCAUUUAUGGCCACUGGAUCUACCUCAAUCAUGGAAGGUAAUCGAUUACCUAGAGACACUGAUCUCUCACCUGGCCAGCCUGUGCAACCUGGGCAGCCUUCAGCUAGUCUUGGUGUAAUUGGUCGAAGAAGUGCUCCUGACCUUGGUGCAAUUGGUGAUAACCUUAGCGGAUCAGUUGGAAAUUUUGGAGGAAUGCAUGAUCAGAUUUAUAACAUGCAGAUGCUUGAAGCUGCAUAUGGCAAACUGCCACAGCCGAGGGAUUCAGAACGUGUAAAAAGCUACAUACCAAAGCACCCUGCUGAUACUCCUGCUAGCUAUCCCCAAGUUCAGGCUCCAAUUAUGGACAAUCCUGCUUUCUGGGAAAGAUUGGGGGUUGAGCCAUAUGGCACAGAUACUUUGUUCUUUGCAUUUUAUUAUCAACAGAACACUUACCAGCAGUUUUUAGCCGCAAGAGAAUUAAAAAGGCAAUCAUGGAGAUUCCAUAGGAAAUAUAACACUUGGUUUCAACGCCAUGAGGAGCCAAAAGUUACAAAUGAUGAGUUUGAGAGAGGAACAUAUGUAUACUUUGACUUCCAUAUUCCUGAAGAUACGACAACACAAGGAUGGUGUCAAAGAAUCAAGACUGAGUUCACAUUUGAGUACAAUUACCUUGAAGACGAGCUUGUUGUUGUGUAGGAAGCUUAACCUCCAGGAAGAGAGAAUUCAGCAUCUUCUCAUUCCGGAUGAGUAAUCCUGAGAUACAUCAAAGAGUUUUACAGUUUAAUGAUGUUGUAAUAAUGAAUAUGAUUAACUUUGUUUUGUUUUUGUUUUUGUUUUUUGUUUUUGUUUUUUUUUUGUAUAUGUAUCAUGCAUCGGCCUGGUGGUGUAUGUCAGAACUAUCGAACUUUUAGUAUAUAACUUAUUCUGAAAACAGCAGCUCCCAAAUCCCAAUUUCAAGAAA